This is a messenger RNA of Pimephales promelas (fathead minnow), 1081 nucleotides long. RefSeq names its product GINS complex subunit 1 (Psf1 homolog) (gene gins1). The record is from RefSeq and is a predicted model, not a curated record. Gene Ontology annotation, biological process: DNA replication; DNA strand elongation involved in mitotic DNA replication. Lineage: Eukaryota; Metazoa; Chordata; Actinopteri; Cypriniformes; Leuciscidae. Gene Ontology annotation, cellular component: GINS complex.
CACGUGAUCACAACAACAAAAAAUACCGCGAAAACUGUCUUUGCUUGCUUACAUAGCUAAGAAAUUUACUAGCUAAGACUAUCACAGAAAUAUCGACAUAAUUUUGGUACAAACACAUUUAUAAUGUUCUGCGAAAAAGCAGUCGAACUUAUUAGAGAACUACAUCGGAUGGGAGAUGGCCAGCUGCCCGCGUUUAAUGAAGACAGUAUUCGGCAAGUUCUGGAAGAAAUGAAGGCUCUGUAUGAACAGAAUCAGAGUGAUGUGAAUGAAACAAAGACAGAGGGCAAGAGUGAGCUGAUACCAAGCAUCAAGUUCCGCCACUGCUGUCUACUGAGGAACCAGCGCUGUAUCUCCGCAUACCUUUAUGAUCGCCUCCUGCGAAUCCGUGCUCUCAGAUGGGAGUACGGCAGUGUACUGCCCACAGCCAUUAGGUUUCAUAUGUGUGCUGAAGAGAUGGAGUGGUUCAAUCAGUAUAAAAAAUCCUUGGCAACCUAUAUGAGAUCAAUUGGGGGAGAGGAAGGUUUGGAUAUAACACAGGAUAUGAAGCCCCCUAAGAGUUUAUACAUUGAGGUGCGGUGUCUUAAAGACCAUGGAGAGUUUGAAAUAGAUGAUGGCACUGUGAUUCUGUUGAAGAAAAAUAGCCAGCACUUCUUACCCAGAUGGAAAUGUGAGCAGCUUAUUCGGCAGGGUGUAUUAGAGCAUGUCAUCUCCUAAGAAUAAGCAGUUGAUUGUGGAUACUCGCAUCUUUUCUUCACUUUAACAAUUGAAAUGUUAUAAAAUUACAUUUGAUAUAAUCAGAAAGCAACACAUAUACACAGGUAAACCUUUACUUGCUCACAUUCCUUACAGUGGGAAAUCAUACAUGAUGCAUUUACAACACAGUGGUGUCACAAUUAUCUCCCAAAAGUUAGCCAGCUCUUUUAAACAAGGUGUACAUUAAAUCGUAACGCUUAGAAUAACUUAUAUCCAAGUGGACAUUAGUGCAUCAUGAUUGAAAAUUGUGCAAUUACAAUAUAGUAUUUGUAUCAAAACUGUACAUUGAGUGAAUACUGUGCUUUUGGUUAUAAAAUGGGCAUUAAAA